Plasmopara halstedii is the source of this 210-nucleotide messenger RNA. RefSeq lists its product as uncharacterized. Lineage: Eukaryota; Oomycota; Peronosporomycetes; Peronosporales; Peronosporaceae. The record is from RefSeq and is a predicted model, not a curated record. The transcript has 4 exons. The coding region runs from base 1 to 210 and encodes 69 amino acids.
AUGCGUGACCCAACUUGCCAUACGUACAUUCUUUACAAGCAAGACUUAAGUGAGACUAUUCACUUUUGUGUAAGUUUUCUGCUCUGCAGUAACGAAGUGAAGCGAAAGUUACAAAUGCUACAUCAACAAUCAACUGUGAAAUUAAACAAGUACAUGGCUCGAAUGAUAAGUGAUGCAACAACAAGAAAGUCGGAAUUUUUCUUUAUUUAA